This is a messenger RNA of Klebsormidium nitens, 2468 nucleotides long. NCBI's taxonomy places the organism in Eukaryota, Viridiplantae, Streptophyta, Klebsormidiophyceae, Klebsormidiales, Klebsormidiaceae. The record is from the annotation of a GenBank genome assembly.
CCAGGGCCCUGAGCCCAUGAGGAGACUUGUUGCUUCAACUUCAACACCGCAUGUUCUGGAGACGCGUCAGACAGGCAUUUUUGGGGUGCUGGCGUCUAAAUGGAGUACAGAAUGGCCCCUGGCCAGAAUCACUUCGAGCGAUUGAGCAAUGACCUGCUCGAAAUCGUGUUCCAGAAAGCGCUCUGGGCGCGGCCCUCGGAAAGGUUCACCCAGUGGAAAGCCCGAGAUCGCGUCAGUUUGGAGGCCACAUGCAAGAGGUUUCAAAAGUUGGUUCCACUGCUGGACUCCUUAGCAUGGGAUCUGGUCGCCCCUGGGAAUGCUGAUGUCCUCAGACGCUACCUAGAGAGCAAUCGCUUGGGGCCGCUGAAAAAGGUUGCGCUUGAAGUGAUUGGCGAUCCUAGCAACGUCUACAGCCUCAGCAGCAUUCUUGAGCUGAUAGCUGUCCAAUAUCGGAACAGUCUACAGGAGUUCCACCUGUUCAUCAGCGUCAAAGUGCGCUAUGAGGACUGGAGUGGUGUCUUCUCACUGUUUCAGGGGUGCCAGAACUUGGUCAUCCUGGACAUCCUUUUCCCGGCGCUCGAAAGUUUAGAGAUGCACCAGCACUUAGGGGGCGACUAUGACAGCUGUCGAGCAAUGUGGCCUGGCAAACUCUUCCUCUGGGGCCGCGGGGGGAAAUCAGGAGUUGCUGACAGGAGCGAUCCAGCAAAGAUGGCUGUGCCAAGGAGUCUUGACAGCUUUGUGGCUCUGUUGAUGAGCCGCAGUCCUGCGGCCACUCUCGUAGCGGUGGACCUGUUGGGAGAACUGCGGUACGCUGGUUGCGCAGCAGCAAUAGCACAAGUCCCAGGGAGCAUCGAAAGCCUGUUCUUCCUCUUUGACAGCACUAGCGAGGGAAAGUUGAAGAAAGCGGCAGGAGACCUCCUGGUCUCCUUGGCCCGGGACGGCGGAAUCAAGAAGCGUGUGCUUGCUGCCAGGGGUUCUUUGCGAACGUUGGUUUCCUGUUUGCAAUCCGGAUGCAGCGGUGUCCAGGAAAGGGCGGCGGAGCUCAUCUGGCUGCUGGCGGACAGCAAAGAGGAUCAGCAAGCCAUGGCUAAAACGUGGGGGCUUCUGCGCGGGUUGGGCGGCCUUUUGCACAGUAGAAACAGCGCCUGCCAAGAGCGAGCGGCUAGGGCGCUGCUCAGGGUCAGUCUCGGAGGCUCCGAGACACGAGUGCUUAUAGUGGAUACCGUUUCUGGUCUCCUCAAGCGAUCAGUGCAGCUGCUAUGUGGCAAAAAUCCCAGGGUGCAAGAUUCAGUGGGAAACCUUCUGGAUCUGCUCAUGGUGGAGCUCAGGACGAGGAGAGCGAUGUUCCACACGGCAGGGUGUCACCGGAAGCUCCUGGAGAACGCAAGCGGCAACGCCGGGGCCGCCAAGGUGCUGACCUCCGUAAUGUCCGACUACGACGUGCGGAAGAGCGUAGCGAAGGUGCGGUUGACGCUCAGGCGGUUGAUCGGGCUUCUGAGCGCGGAGGACGGGGAGGUUCGAGAGGCUGGGGCCGAGAUAAUGGAGUACUUUGUGGCGGACGACGAGCACAGGACAGUCCUAGGCGUCGACCGCCUCUGCUUGCAAGGCCUCGCGUCCCUGCUGCAGCCCGGCUCUAGUUGCAAAGCGCAGGGGUGCGCUGCGCGAGCGUUGGCUCUCCUUGCUUACGAAGACGAUACCCGCAUUGGCGUCGUAGAAUUACCCAACGUUGCGGAGCGGCUAGUGAACUUUCUAAAGAGCGAGGAGGCAUCGACGAGGGAGGCAGCCUUGGAGGCGCUGCAGAACCUGUCGGUGCACGAGGGGGCUGCCAAGCACAUCGCAACUUUGCCAGGGUCAUUGCAGUCUCUGGUUAGCCUCAUGGAUGACGAGAGCGCGGGUAUUGCGGAGGGGGCCACAGCCACGCUGGCCAAUCUGCUGGCGAACGAAGAAGAUGGGGGACCGCUCGCUGAUUUCCCAGGGUUCGCCGACAAGGUGGUCAGCCUGCUGGGUAGGGAGAGCGCCGAGGUUCAGAUGGCUGCGUCGAGGGCGCUGCAGAACCUGUCAAUCUGCUCGGCAAACGCGAGGCGGGUCUUCGCAACUCCAAGAUGCCUGUCUAGGUUCGUUGGCGUGAUGAGGGGUGAGAAUGCGUAUGCGAAGGAGAGAGUGGUAUAUGCAAUAGGCAAAAUGGGGGUUACUCUUGCGCUGCGGUUUCAACUAUGUCAGUACCCAGGGAUUCUGCGAGCGAUGGAGGACUUCGUGAGCACUGCAAGCAAGGUUUAAAGGUUCAAUUUUAUAGGGAGCGACCAGUGUAAGCCUCUAGGCCCUGAGUGCAGGGCCGCGAAAAAACCUUCUCACUGGAUAAUGGACGGUGUGUACUAUACAUGACCUGUAACAAAGCGUGAAGCUAGCUUUUCCUAGCCAGGAGUACAAGCAGGACUCAUGGCAAACUUAAAAAGUACUCAUGCUUGGGA